This is a messenger RNA of Exophiala mesophila, 1621 nucleotides long. RefSeq lists its product as uncharacterized. The transcript has a single exon. The record is from RefSeq and is a predicted model, not a curated record. Gene Ontology annotation, molecular function: protein binding. NCBI's taxonomy places the organism in Eukaryota, Fungi, Ascomycota, Eurotiomycetes, Chaetothyriales, Herpotrichiellaceae. Bases 163 to 831 code for a protein of 222 amino acids.
CUCGCACCACGAUCAUCUCCCAAGCACAAUAAUAACCUGAUAGGCUAGGACAGUGACGAGAUAUCUAUGAGGAAGAGAGUAAACGAGUCUUAACUCCUCUGAAUCGAAUCCUAGCCCACGCACCCACGACUACAUACAAAACCACAGCCCAGCGCAAUCAUCAUGCCGACCGCAACUCUCCCUACACCCACGCCAGAGGAACUGGAGGACCUGAUCUAUUUCUCACGUACAGGGGACGUGGAGUCAUUAAAAGAGACGAUAGAGGCAGUGAGCACAAAUCAUAAAUCUCCUGCGUCAGUGAUACUGGCAUCGGCGAUCGACAUUGACGCCGAUGGACUGGGGUCACAGGCCUCGCUACUACACUAUCCAGCAGCCAACGGCAAUCUCGAGGCUGUGAAAUAUCUCCUUUCGCUACUUGUGGUGGAGACGCAGCCUACUGGUGAGUCUACCUCGACAGAAACUCAACCUCCAGUCGACAAAUCAGCUCCUCAACUAGUCAAUCAUCAGAACGUCAGUGGAAACACCCCGUUACACUGGGCCGCUGUGAAUGGUCAUCUUGAAGUUGUCCGUUUACUGGUCCAGCAUGGCGCGGACCCGACGAUUGUUAAUGCUGCAGGGAGAGAUGCCGUCGUCGAAGCUGAGUUCAGUGCAAGAGAGGGUGCGGAUAAAUGCGCGGAGUGGAUGUUGAAGAAUUGUGACGGGCUGGAAAAGGGUAUUGGUGGAGGUGCUGGGGAAGGGUCAGCUGGUGAAAGAGAGGGAGAUGAUCUGGCCGAGGAAGAGGAUGGAGAAUCAGAAACGAUUGACACCGCCGCCGACAAGCAGCAGACAUGAUGAUGAUGAAAUGGGUUCUCGACUGGAAGAUCAUCCCCUGGGCUGUGUUCAUGGAUCGACCUUUUCGCACACAGCUGCAGGAGUCAAUCAAUGUAUGCAUCCACGCAGUGGGCUGUGUUUACGGGUCAAAGUCACCCAAACAUGUCCAGAAAGCCUCCUUUACCAAGGCCACCGGGGUUGGUGACUCAACAAACAAAUCAUCCUGUCCCAACGGUAGACUGAUCGGUCGAUCCAACGGCGAAGUCAACAGGCUUCGCCGAAUACUGCCGAAUACUGGAUCGCAGCCACAUUAGUCUGAGCUGAGGUUAGCCAUCUACCCAUGAUCGUGGUGUCGAAUCUCGCCAAAUCUCCGAUACCAAGCCCGAAAUAGCUCGCGCCGAGUGACAGAACAAGGUUCGGAGCGAGAAGAUGUGGUAGUGGAGUCGAGUCUAAAAGGACUCUUGUGGUUCCCGCAGACCAUAGGCACUGUAUGUCGCAAAUGUCGAACGUGGUCGGGAGUCAGGCCUUGCCCUGCGACUAGUGACGGCCUGUUCGGGGUCGCCGGCUGAACCGCCAAUGGCUCUUGAGUCUACACUCUGCAAUGAGCAUGCAUCAAGGGUGGCAAUCGUCCCGCGAUAGAAUAGGAGGUUUAGCUUAUGCUAAUUGAAAGGCACCUGUCCUUUUUCUCUCUACGUCAGAGUCAGAUCGGCCGUGGACUUGGACAGGGAAAACCACUGCAGCUGCGGCGACAGUUGGAAACGACAGUAUCCGAAGUAGAUUAGGCGAACAAUAGGUGAACAAUAGAUAUUUC